Molecule: messenger RNA, 2837 nt
Organism: Purpureocillium takamizusanense
Lineage: Eukaryota; Fungi; Ascomycota; Sordariomycetes; Hypocreales; Ophiocordycipitaceae
Exons: 1
Coding region: 1326-2537 (403 amino acids)
Biological process (GO): carbohydrate catabolic process
Molecular function (GO): mannan endo-1,6-alpha-mannosidase activity
Source: RefSeq, a predicted model, not a curated record
CCAGCGUCGCGCUCCGUCCCGACUGGAAGCCUGCUAGGUAGCUUUGCCGCGGCGUUUUCUUGCUUAGACGCCCGCCCUUGCUCAAUCUCGCGGGCGCGAACUGCCUUGCUUGCUCGGCUUGCUCGGGCGACUGCUCCACGGGGUCCCAGACGCUCCACGAUGGCAUGGCACCGAAGCCAUUGCGCCUCGGUGCCUCCAAUUAUCACAACAGGAGGUGCUUCGGGCUUUCUGUAUGCAUGACGGUGCUACUAAAAAUGACGAGUCUUGAAGCGGGCACAGAUUGCCUCGCGAACAGUCGCCGUGCUCACGGCCGUGGCUGGGCAUGCAGUUCCUUGUCUGCCGUCAGUCACCCCCCGGGGUGGGCGGACCAUCUGCGAGCCUGCGACCCUCCCUGGCUCCAGGAACAACAAGCGUGUAUCACGAUGCAGCCGCUCCCGUCCAGCAAAGCCCGGCCAGCGGGUCGUGAGGCAUCUUCUCACGACACAGGAGGCUGACGGAACCCCCGAUACCUACUUCGGGGCCGUCGCCACAGCCGCAGGCGCCGGCUGUGCCUUUGCACUUGGCUCCGCCGUCUGCCGACCUCAGUUGGCCCUGCUGGAAAGGGGUCUCGCUCUCUCUCUCUCUCUGUCUCUUGUUCUGCUUAUCAGUCGACAUCGGCGUCACUCGACCCGAGCCGGUCAGCUGCCAAGUUCGCGGCUUUCAAGGGCUCCAAGGGCUCACCUGAGGCAAGCAAAGCUCCACGAAUGUUGUGUGUGUGUGUGUGUGUGUGUUGCUGCACUCGUCCGCCAUGCCAUCACCCGUUGCCUCCCUCUGCGUCCCUCCUUGAUCACGUUGCCCGGCUGGUGCGGUGGUGCAUCGACACGUCUCCUCCCAUCCCCCCUCAACCAUGUCGUGCCAUGGCCACCAUGGCUAUGCCGCUCAACGUGGUCGAUGCUUGACCUUGCCCCGGACCCAGGUCACAUUCAGUCCGGCCAGACGACGUCGCUCAUCCUGCCCUGCCUGCCUGCCUGCUCUGCCCUUCCACAAGCGGGUACUCGUGCCCUCGCCCGCCUGCCCGUGCUUCCUUUGUCUGACCUUUGAUGAUCCACCUGAUUCACAUCAUCAUUCCCCUCUCAUGUUUUGAUAUUUACAGUGCAACUACUACUACGUGCGUGGGACUUGUUGCCGGUCUAAACAUACAGCUUCGGCUUUUAAGCACUCUUGCCCGCCGCCGCUCGACACCCAGCCACAACGGAUUCACCCUCCUCCCCUCUCUUGUGUCAAGCUCUUCGACGCUCCUUGCUUUGCAAGACUUUGACCUGCUUCGGCCAUAAUAAGUCGUCAACAUGUUACCCAGUAGCAGCACUAGCUGGCAAGCAGCCUUAACCGCGGCGCUCUGCGCCUUCGCGCCUAGAGUUGACGCCGCCGACCCCGAAACAUACGCUGCUCGCGCCUCUCAAGCUAUUGAGUCACUGAACCUUGACUUCUACAACGUCGAGACGGGCAUCUGGGACAACGCUUGGUGGAACAGCGCCAACGUUCUCACAACCAUCGCCGAGUUCGCCAAACUGAGCCGUAACGACGCUAACGAACUCAACGUCGGCGGAUAUAUGCGCAACACCUUUAACCAGGCGCAAAAAACAGAUGUGAAGACAACCAAGUCUAUUGCGAAAAAUGGCAUGGUCUCCUCCGUGUACUGUCUAGAUGCAGGUAAAGGCUGUAUGGCUAAGCGCGAGUUCCUCGGCAAGCGCGGCUUCCAAAACUUCCUCAACGAGUACUACGAUGACGAGGGCUGGUGGGCUCUGGCGUUGAUACGCGCAUACGACGCGGCUGGAGACCAGGGCUAUUUGGACGCGGCAGUCGACAUCUUCAAAGAUAUGAAGACAGGCAUCGGCACUCCCUGCGGCGGCGGCAUCUUCUGGAGCAAGGACCGCAAGUACGUCAACGCCAUCGCCAACGAGCUCUAUCUCUCGGUGGCCGCUUCGCUCGCCAAUCGCGUCUCAGAAGAGAAAAAGAGAAAGGAAUAUCUCAGCAUCGCGAAAUCCCAGUGGCAGUGGUUUGAGAGAAGCGGCAUGAUCAAUGAAAACAGCCUCAUCAACGACGGCCUCGACAGCAACUGCAAGAAUAAUGGUCUGCAAACUUGGUCGUACAACCAAGGCGUCAUACUCGGCGGCCUGGCCGAGCUCAGCAUGGCUACCGGGGACAUUCAAUACGUUGAGAAGGCGAUGCCCAUCGCCAAGGCGGCCAUUCAAGCGCUCCAAAACGAGCAGGGCAUUCUCGUCGAGACGGACAAGUGUGAGCUGAGGGACGGCAACUGCGGCAAGGACGGUCAACAGUUCAAGGGUGUUUUUAUUCGCAACCUUCGAUACCUUCACGCGGUGGCGCCGGACACAGAGUUCUCCGACUUCAUCAUGCGAAACGCCGACUUCAUUUGGGACCACGACCGGGACGAUGGGAAGUUGGGCGCGUCCUGGCCAGGGCCCUUUGUGGCCCACACAGGCCCGUCGCAGAGCAGCGCUCUUGACGCGCUCGUGGCCGCCAUCGCCGUCAGCCAAUAAUCUCCCGCAAAACACCUUGGGCUAAGGAUCCGGCCUUUGACGGACAGACGAACUUGUCGAAAGAGACAAUAUUUAUUAUUUCGAGCACAUAUUUUACAACAACGACCUCGACACCGAGCAGUCGAGAAUCUUCACGGCCCCCCUCAAUCGGCGAGUGCGGCGCAUUCGGCAUCCGCAACUCCCACUUACUACUUGUCUCUCUAAUGUCUUAAGUCACGCUGAUGAUGGUACAUAUCGAGGAAGAGAACAUGAAACUACAUAUAUCAGAGUGGUAGUUUUGGAGAGUUGGGAACGUUGAAU